AUGUCAUUUGACGAGCUUUAUGAGAGUUGUUUUCGAAACGCAUCGCUUGUUAGGGUCCCGCAGGGAAAACCGACCAAAGACGAUGCGUCAUAUUUGGUGACGCUUGACCAUGUGAUGAAUAGCAGCCAAUAUGUGGUGUUCUUUCUCACCGCUGGUGCUAAAGGAGCUGAUAUGAGCUUGAAACUCGAUAAUAUGAUUCGGAAGAAAAAUGAGAAAGGCGACAAGGACAAGGCCCAAAAAGUGUUUUCGUUGGAGUGGAUGAUGAGCGACAGCGACAGCGACGGCGUCAUGCGGCGAGCUGAUCAAAGUAUGCCGCCGACGGAUGAUGGAUUCACCAGUCGACUACUGCGAGCGUUAGGUUUCGAGUUUCCGCCAUCAUUGAUAGUUGUCGAUACAGCUUCGAGAAGUGUUGUGACAACAGAAGGACGACGAUUACUGGCAGACGAUGUGAAUGGAACGUCAUUUCCAUGGUGGCCACCAGCUGCGCUAGAAGUACUAAAAGGCAACAUUUUACGCCGGGUAAAUGGUAUCGUGGAAACGACAGACUUCUCUAACCAUCAAAACUACUGUUCGUGGACUUUUGUUCGGCGCACAAUGGUGCGCCUUAGGCAGCGGGAUAUGACUCUGCUAGAAUUAUUGGAUGAAUUUAGCUCGACUGGCUCGGAUUUACCGAUUCCUCCGCAAGCGGAUCCAUUACAGCUACUCUACACAGGCGAGGAUCCAAUAUGUGACCAUAUUCUCGAGUCGAUUCUCGGCCUUGGUGAUGUUGAAUUGCCAUUGAUCUGCAUUGUCGAUGGUCUAGCUGGUCAUCUAUGCGUAUGCGAUCGACCGGAUGUGUCGGAGGCAGUUUUGGACGAGUUCGUCGCCGAAUAUCGGGCAGGUAGACUUCAGUGGACUCCACUACCGGCUGCCGACCAGAACGCGACGAAGAGCGUUGGCGGCAUCCCGAGCGCCAUCAUCGAGCAGGCCCUCAUCAGCCAUUCUCCAUCGCAGAAUUCCAUGGGUGGUGGUAAAGAGGAGGUGAAAGCCGUAUAA
Ostertagia ostertagi is the source of this 1035-nucleotide messenger RNA. Lineage: Eukaryota; Metazoa; Nematoda; Chromadorea; Rhabditida; Trichostrongylidae. The record is from the annotation of a GenBank genome assembly.